GAGAGACAGAGAUAUUGAGCUGGGUUUACUGAAAGUGAAGGGGAAUUGGCCACUCUGUUAUAUACUGCUAUCACUAUUAUGUACCCAUAAAAGGUAUUCACUUUUUUUCUUAAAUUUGAGACGUGCAAGAUAGCAUUAAAAACACUCAUAUUCCCUAAGGUGCUUGUUUCUACAUCAUAAUCCUCAUCGAGAAUUCAACAAUAUGGUGACAUAAAUAAAGCCACACACUUCCAUCUAACUCCACAAGCUAUCACAAUCCGUGACUGGUAGAGAUUCUGAAAGCUACAAUACAAAGAAGGAAAAGAAGGGAGAGAACUUGAUCCUUUUUUCUUUUAUCACCAAACUUGAUCGUUUUGGUUUUUGUUUUCUUGACACGAUUCGAGGAGCAAGAUCCAAUGACUGCGAACACAAACACGACGCCGAUCGUUGGGAAACUGUACUGUUCAUCGUCUCAGACGGUGCAUGUGGUGAGGAAGAGGCCACACGUGGUGAAUGGUGGUGGUUUUGUGGUGAUGGAUUCUAGUGGCCAGAGGGUUUUGUUCAGAGUCGAUGGUUGUGGUGUUCGUGGCAAAAAGGGAGACUUGAUCCUCAGAGAAGGAGAUGGAGACGCUUUGCUUCUCAUGCUUCGGAAGGGAGGCAUAGUUGAGGCCUUGAGCAUUUACAAGAAGUGGAAAGGUUACAGUUUAGACUACGAAGGAACACGGAAACUAGUUUUCAGCUUGAGAGAACCCAAUUCUUGUUUGUUUAAGAACAAGGCAAUCAGAAUCUUUACGAGGAACAGAGGGUGUGAUUUUAAGAUCAGUGGGUAUUUCCCGGACAAGUGUUGUAGCAUUGUAGACUCAAAAGGCAACGAGGUAGCACAGGUGAGGGUGAUGAAGGAGGUGGAGGAGUUGGUGGAAAACAAGGAUUUGUAUCAUGUGGUGGUGAAACCUGGGAUGGAUCAAGCUUUUGUUUUUGGAGUCAUAGCUAUUCUUGAUCACAUUUAUGGGGAAUCUACCCACUGCUGAAUUCAGAACUCAUCACAUAACCAAAUUGUGAUUGAAGAAUUUCUGAGAAAAGAAUCAUCAAAUAGUUUACGAUUAAUUUGUCUUGUAUAUUGCGGAGAAAUGUGGCUAUUAAGGCAGUUUUCCUCGUAUUAGAGGAGUUUGUCUUACAUUGAAUUUGUCUUGUUAAAUAAAAGAAACAUCCUUCUUUAA
Vigna unguiculata (cowpea) is the source of this 1196-nucleotide messenger RNA. Its product is annotated as protein LURP-one-related 6-like. NCBI's taxonomy places the organism in Eukaryota, Viridiplantae, Streptophyta, Magnoliopsida, Fabales, Fabaceae. The record is from RefSeq and is a predicted model, not a curated record.